This is a messenger RNA of Salvia miltiorrhiza (redroot sage), 1541 nucleotides long. RefSeq names its product ervatamin-B-like. Bases 267 to 1307 code for a protein of 346 amino acids. Gene Ontology annotation, molecular function: cysteine-type endopeptidase activity. Lineage: Eukaryota; Viridiplantae; Streptophyta; Magnoliopsida; Lamiales; Lamiaceae. Gene Ontology annotation, cellular component: lysosome. The record is from RefSeq and is a predicted model, not a curated record. The transcript has 2 exons.
ACCAAAUACAAUAGGAAACUAAAAAACGAUAGAGAACAGACAAGCUAACUGCAUAUGAAAUUUAAACACGAAAUAUAGACAAAGGAGACACAACAAACUUGCCUUAGCAACAGAAAAAAUAGGGCAAUCAGACAUGAACCAAACAGAAUUCCCACCAAUAUAAGCAUACUACACGACACAACACAACACCUAUAUUAUGUGAGAGAUCAGAAGCCAAACCUCGUAACAAAGUCUGCUUCCUCGAAAUUCUUCUUGGGCCUAAAAAAAUGAAGAGCACUUCAUCUGUUACAAGAAACUAUAUGUUAGCAGCUAUUGUGCUCGUGUGCAUUCUUUGCGUUUCCUCGGAUGCACGUCCAGAGAAGACGCCAAAGGAAGCAACAGUGGUGGAGAAGAGAUACAAAAGCUGGCUGAAACAACACAACAAAGCGUACGAGAACAGGGAAGAAUGGAACAUGCGAUUUGGAAUCUACAAGUCUAAUCUUAAGUUCAUAGAAUUCGUAAAUGCGCAAAAUCUUUCUUACAAACUCACUGACAAUAAGUUUGCAGACAUGACAAACUUUGAGUUCCAGAACACUUACUUGGGUUACAAGAGCCAUAGGCGCCCACGUAAAGAGCAACAUAAUUAUGCAGUCGAUGGCUAUGCGGUACCAUCUAGCAGAGAUUGGAGAAAGAAAGGCGCCGUGACUGCAGUCAAGAAUCAAGGCUCAUGUGGCUGUUGCUGGGCAUUCUCUGCACUAGGAGCAGUAGAAGGACUCAACAAGAUCAAAACUGGGAAAUUGGUAUCGUUGUCCCCACAAGAGCUUGUGGACUGUAAUUUCGACAUUGAUAACCAAGGUUGCCGUGGUGGAUUCAUGGAAAAAGCAUAUGAGUUCAUGAUGCUGAAUGGUGGCAUAAGUUCAGAAAGUGAUUACCCAUAUAAAGGGAAACAGGGCAUAUGUAAUCCAAUCAUAGCAAGAAAGCUAGCAGCAAGCAUAACAGGCUAUGUUCAAGUACCUGAAAGGAAUGAGACGGCCAUACAAGCUGCAGUAGCUCGUCAGCCAGUAUCAGUAGCCAUUGAUGCCAGUGCAUCCGAGCUUCAACUGUACUCUAGUGGAGUAUUCACCGGAUCCUGCGGAAAAGAACUUAACCAUGGGGUUCUAGUUGUGGGCUAUGGUGUAGAAGAGGGUGUGAAAUAUUGGACCGUGAAGAAUUCAUGGGGAUCUGGUUGGGGUAACAAAGGAUAUAUCAAAUUGAUGCGUGAAUCUUCUGAUAAGAGUGGUAUUUGUGGCAUUGCCAUGGAUGCCAGCUACCCUGUCAAACAUUUCUGAGGUAUCCAUCCUCAUUGGAAGGAUUUGUUUUCUCAUGACAAUGUGUACUCAUAAAUUGAGUCAAAUAUCAAUUUAAAUAGAUAUAUAAGCUCGGAAUAAAGUUCAUGAGUAGAAAUAGGCAUAAUAGUAGUAGCCUUUUAAGAAUUAUAUGUUUGUUCCUUAAUUAAUUCAGACAGUUUUCAAAAUGUAAUUGUUGUGUCUUGGUAUGAAUAUAAGUCGAUGUUUUAGUAUCUA